Molecule: messenger RNA, 2613 nt
Organism: Xiphophorus couchianus (Monterrey platyfish)
Lineage: Eukaryota; Metazoa; Chordata; Actinopteri; Cyprinodontiformes; Poeciliidae
Gene: rnf14
Product: ring finger protein 14
Exons: 8
Coding region: 1-1449 (482 amino acids)
Biological process (GO): protein ubiquitination
Molecular function (GO): ubiquitin-protein transferase activity; protein binding; zinc ion binding
Source: RefSeq, a predicted model, not a curated record
AUGUCUGAGGAUAAAGAAGCCCAGGAGAAUGAACUGCUUGCUUUAGCAAGUAUCUAUGAUGAAGAGGAGUUCCGCCGCGCAGAGUCUGCUCAGGGCGGAGAGAUACAGCUGUGUCUGGAGCUCCCUCCCAAUUUCAAGCUGCUGGUGAAAGGAGACAAGACAGCUGAAUAUAAUGUCUGCUUUUUACCUCCCUUGGUGCUCAAUUUCGAGCUUCCUGCAGACUAUCCGUCUACAUCUCCACCGGUUUUUUCACUCAGCUCCAAAUGGAUGACCAAAGCUCAGCUGAGUUCUCUGUGCCAGCGCUUGGAUGAGUUGUGGGACGAAAAUCAGGGUUUUGAGGUCCUUUUCAUGUGGAUCCAGUUCCUGAAAGAGGAGACUCUGAACUUUCUGAGCAUCCAGUCUCCUCUUGAACUCUACAGGAGCAGCAUUAAGGGCGGUGGUGAACGGAGGAAAACAGACCCUGAAGCAAAAGCUGGGACACAGUGCAUGAGCCAGUCUGAAAAACCAGAGGAGAAAAAAGCAGACGUGCAGAAAGAGAACUCUGACCAGCACUUUUCACCGUCCUCUCAGUCGGACCCACGCGCCGUGGUUCUGAUGGACCCCCACUCAGACCCCUUACCUCAGCUCCUGGACUUUGAUGAGGCGCAGCGGCAGAGGGCAUUCGAUGGAAAGGUGUUCUGCUGCGGCAUCUGUUUUUCAGACAAACUGGGUGCCAGUUGUCUCUGCUUUAAGGGGUGCCAACAUGUUUACUGUAAGGUGUGCAUGACAGAGUACUUUCAGAUUCAAAUACGGGACGGCAACGUCCAGUGCCUUAACUGCCCUGAACCCGAAUGUACCUCACUAGCCACUCCAUCACAGGUGAAACAGCUUGUGGACGAGGAGUUGUUUGCCCGGUAUGACCGUUUGCUCCUUCAGUCAAGCUUGGACCUCAUGGCUGACGUCGUCUACUGUCCACGUCACUCGUGUGGGACGGCUGUUAUGGUGGAGCCAGACACAACCAUGGGCAUUUGCUCGGCUUGUCAGUAUGCUUUCUGCACGCUGUGCAAGCUGGGAUACCACGGCGUCUCUCAUUGUAAAAUAACAGCAGAUGAUCUGCGUAGCCUGAGAGAUGAGUACCUGUCAGCCACGCCUGAGGGCCAGAAGUUCAUGGAGCAACGCUUCGGGAAGAGGGUGGUCCAGAAAGCGGUGGAGGAAUCCUUCAGCAGAGACUGGCUCAAGGAGAACUGCAAAUGCUGCCCCCGCUGUGGAACCAAUAUACAGAAAGUGGAUGGCUGUAACAAGAUGACGUGCACAUCUUGUAAGCAGUACUUCUGCUGGCUGUGCCUCGGUGCCCUCAGCAAAGUCAACCCAUACAGCCACUUUAACAACCCUCACUCACCCUGCUUUAACCAACUCUUCCAUGGUGUUGAUGUGGAUGAUGAUGAAUUCUGGAGCGAUGAGGAGGACUGACGCCAGCGCCGCCUCUCAGCUCUACAUCUAAAUGCACUUUAUCCUUCAUCACAUGGCCAUGGAUUCAUCUACGCUGGAACUGAAACGCCACCACAGCCACAUACUUUUUACACAGUCAUCGAGUGUUUUGAACAUUGUCAUGCCAUAGAGAGGACAGGAAGACAAUCAGCUAUGUAAAGUGUUUAUAGUCACAGUCAUUGUGUUUAAAUUAUACAGGUCUCAACAAUAUAGGCCUGCUGAACAGAUGGCAAACAACUGCAGGGAUUUUAGAAAAGUUUAGCAUCUUUUCUGUUUGCCUUUACCUUUCACUAAUAAGCUAUAUUGGUUAGUGGUUGGUUAAUGGUCUAACAAGGGUUCUGAUUAUGAAACUGUUAUAAACAUGAAAUCUCAAGUCAGUGAAAGAUUUGCAAAGGAAGGAAUAAGUUGUACUGUCAUAUAGAUAAUUAAUCAAAUAGACUAUGUCCUGUCUUGUCUCAUAGCAAAUCAUUUCUUUAUGUCAUAGGCCUUAUAGCAACCAGCUAAAUAUGGAGAAUCUACUGAAUGUUUUCAUUAAAAAAUUGAAGGAGUCUAUCCUUAUAGCCUGCCUCAACAUGUCAAAAGUAAAACACAGCAUCUUUCUUUUCAAAUUCAAGAUUGAUAUUAAUGAUAUUUCAGUCAUAUGAGGAUUGUGUCCAAAACAGAAAUUUCUCUCUCUAUAAUGACAAAGUCAGAGCACAAUGAAAUCAUGAACAGUUUGAGUGUGUAGUGAAGUUCAGUGCAUUGGCUUCUUUGGUUUGCAGCUUGAACUAUGACUAUAGUUUGUGUUCAUGAAAAAACAGGUGCUUUAUGCAGAGUUUGUGGUUGGCUACAUUAGAUUUACUGUUUUUUUUAAAUUAUUUAAUAAUGCCAAAUAAUUAUACAGAAAAAGAGGCAAAAACUUAGAAAGACAUACCAAAUGUUUACUUUACAUUUCUGUUAUAGAUUAACCCAACACAACAGUUUCAGCACCUUGUGUGACAGUUUGAAGUUGGUUCAGAUUAGAAGAAACACAUUGGGAUGCUUAGCCUUAAAAAGCAUAUGAUGGAUUUUUGUCCCAAGUUCACAUCAACACUGUUCAUUUCUCUUGUAAGAACACAGAAUGACGUUCAAUGCACUAAAAAAUAAUAAAUAUUCCAAUAAACAGUU